UUUGCUUAAAAAUGUGCUUAAAUUUAAAAAAUUGUAAAUUUGGUUUUAUAGGAGGGGGUAAUAUGGCACAAGCAUUAGCUAAAGGCUUUCUGAAAGCUGAUCUCAUCAAAAUUGAAAACAUAAAGUGCAGCACCCCUUCGAAAGCAAAAUCAUUCCAAAAUAUUAUUGGGGAACAAGUUGAAACCUUUAUUGAUAACACUGAAGUAUAUUAUAACAGUGAUAUUAUUGUUUUAGCUAUUAAACCUCAAUAUCUAAAACAAGCUAUGGAUUCUAUAGAACUUAGUGCAACUAAAAAGUUCAAAGAUCCCUUUAUAAUAUCUAUAAUUGCUGGUAUAACAUUGGAAAAUUUAUCAAAAAUGCUUCCUAACAAUAAUCAAGGACAGCUAAAAAUUGCAAGGGUUAUGACAAAUACACCAAGCUUAUUUGGAAAGGGAAUAUCUGUAUAUUCCACAAAUAGCAACUGUAAUAUAAAAACAUUAUGUAAAGAAAAAAAUAUAAUUGAUUGUGACAACAUCCUUACCACUUUGUUUUCAAGUGUAGGGAUAUGUGAACCUGUUCCCGAAAGUUUGAUGAACUCUUAUGGGGGAUUGAUAGGCAGUGGGCCAGCUUAUGUUUUUAUAAUGAUAGAAGCAUUAGCAGAUGGAGGUGUUAAAAUGGGGAUUCCCAGAGCAACAGCUUUAAAGUUUGCAGCACAUUUAUUAUUAGGCUCAGCUGAACUAAUGUUGCAAAGCGGAAAACAUCCGGCCGAAUUAAAAGACGCAGUAUGUUCUCCCGGUGGAACUACUAUAAGCGCGGUUCACGUUCUAGAGAAAUUCGGAAUCAGAAACGCUUUGAUAUCAGCUGUUGAAGCAUCGACCACAAGAGGGCGCGAUAUAUCUAAAGAGAUUUAAUUGAGAAUAAUAGAACCCUCUUAUUUUUUUAAAAAAAUAUCAAUUAUACCGUGAUAUAAAUAAUAAAAUUUGAAUAUAUAGGGAAAAAAAAU
This is a messenger RNA of Gordionus sp. m RMFG-2023, 982 nucleotides long. RefSeq names its product pyrroline-5-carboxylate reductase-like. The record is from RefSeq and is a predicted model, not a curated record. Gene Ontology annotation, biological process: L-proline biosynthetic process. NCBI's taxonomy places the organism in Eukaryota, Metazoa, Nematomorpha, Gordioida, Chordodea, Parachordodidae. The coding region runs from base 12 to 890 and encodes 292 amino acids. Gene Ontology annotation, molecular function: pyrroline-5-carboxylate reductase activity. The transcript has 5 exons.